GAGAGAGCAUUUCGUUUUAUCAGAAGAGCUCUCUCUUUUUUCUCUGUCAAUUUUCUUGGCACUUUCCCGGAAAAUUGUGGAGGCCGGGGAGAUUCGUAUCGAGAAUUCCAAGAGAUUGCGCCUGCUGGAAUGUUGAAGUUCCUCUGCUGAGAGAGGAUCUGGAUUCCAGAGAGAUACAUUUCGAGAGGUUUUGUUUGGUUUCGUUUCGAGUUCCAGAGACAGAGACUGAGAGAUACAUUUGAAUUGGUUCGUCGGGUUCGUAGAGCGAUUUGGAGUGGAUUUGGCGCAUUUGAAGGAGAUAUUUCGGGAGUUUUGGAAGACAUCUGAACUACAGAGAUCAGUUUCCGUGUUUGAAAGAUCGGAAUUGAACUAGAAUUUCCACUGUUGAAGCUUUGGGUAGCCGCCAUUUUCUUCGAAAUCCACUGUCAAUCUACAUUUUCUCAAUCACGAGGCUCCAAAGCCGAAGUUUUCUUCGAAUCCCCCGAUUCGCCGUUUUCCAACUCCAACGGCUGACCAAAAGAGAAAUCGAAGCUCCACAAAUUGUGUUGGUGAAAUCAGUUUUUGUCAGCAUCUGAUUUAUUUGUGUCGAGAGAUACGGAGAUUAUCGGCGCAAAGAAGUUGAAGAUUUCAGUUUUCUCAGACACCCGAACAGCAGCAAGCGAAGAAGAACACAAAUACCCGUUUCAUCUCCAUAUGUGUUGUUAGAUCUUCUCAGACCAAACAUCCAUAUUUAGAACUCCACAUCAAUUCCAAAUACAAAUAUCCAAUUUUCCAAUUCCGGAUAAAGUUCAAAUAUCGGCGUCAUCGUCGUCACUGAAUUUCCAUACCUUUCUUCGCCGUUCUGUUUUCUGGGUGUGAGAAAAAAAGGAAAAAGAGGAGGAUAUGGAGAAGAGUACCAUUACCAGCCACAAUCGGGAAAGACUGGGAGUUCUAGGCGGCGGCGAUCAUGGGCUGCUGAGAACGGCAAGCCACCAGCCAGAGACGCGAUCGUCGCUGGCUACGUCGUCCUCGGACUUCGUCUUGCAGUGGGGCAACCGGAAGCGGCUGAGGUGCAUGAAGGUCCAGGUCAAGGACCACAACCCCGACUCGGCCUCCGCGCCGGUCCACCGCACCACGGUUCGUAUCGAUCGUCGAGUCGUCCGAUCCGACACUAACAAUAACAAGGACGCCGCCACGGCCGCUUCCCAUCCGCCCACCACCGCCGCCAACGGCCAGGGCUAUCUCAAUCUCCGCCACCGUGCGGCCUCUCCUUCCCACCGGAUUCUCAGGAAUUCGGAGAGUGCGAUUGCCAUGAAGGGGCACGGCAACGGCGUGAGGGCGUUUUCCUCGCCGGACAGGGGGGGUGCGCAGGAUAAGAGAGGCGGCAACCACCAUCACCACCACCACCACCACCACGACGCUGCCAACAAUCAUAAUCAUAAUAGUAAUAAUAAUGAUCAUAAUCAUAAUAAUAAUGGUGGUGGAGGAGGAGGAUCGGGAUCGUCGGAGACGGCGCACGAUAGCAAGAAGGCGGGGACGUCGUCGGGGAGUGACGCGAUCCCGGCGGUGUGGCCGCCGAAGUUCGUGAUCGCCCUCACCAACAAGGAGAAAGAGGAGGAUUUCAUCGCCUUCAAGGGCACCAAGCUGCCUCAGAGACCCAAGAAGAGGGCCAAAUUCAUUCAACGCACCCUCAAUCUGGUAAGCCCGGGGGCAUGGCUGUGCGAUCUCACCCUAGAGCGAUACGAAGUCAGGGAGAAGAAGAUCUCAAAAAAGAUGGUAUAUGGAAAUUAUUUUUCAUUGCUGCAUCAUGCAGAGACCAAGGGGAUUGAAGGCCAUGGGGAACAUGGACUCUGAUUCUGAGUAGAGGAGGAGGAGAAAGGUGGCCCCUUGAAGAGGAUGAUGAAUACGAUGAUGCAGCAGCUAUUUUUGUAAGGUUGUGACAUUAUUUCGCAAAUAGCUUGGCUAUUUCGUCACCUUAUGUUCCUAGAAAGCCCAACAAACCCAAAAAAAAAAAAAAAAGUUGAAUCAGAAAAUAGUUUCAAUUAAUCAUAUUUGUUCUCUUUUUAUUUAUUUAUUUAUUGAGUUUUUGGUGUGACCAAUUUUGGGUUUUUCCAAACUAGCGUAAAUUGGUUGUGGUAAUCAAAAGAGAAUGUAUUUAUAUAUUUAGUA
Molecule: messenger RNA, 2148 nt
Organism: Diospyros lotus (date-plum)
Lineage: Eukaryota; Viridiplantae; Streptophyta; Magnoliopsida; Ericales; Ebenaceae
Exons: 10
Coding region: 883-1833 (316 amino acids)
Source: RefSeq, a predicted model, not a curated record